Messenger RNA from Musa acuminata AAA Group (dessert banana), 875 nucleotides. RefSeq names its product WUSCHEL-related homeobox 4-like. Gene Ontology annotation, cellular component: nucleus. Gene Ontology annotation, biological process: procambium histogenesis; cell division; phloem or xylem histogenesis. The record is from RefSeq and is a predicted model, not a curated record. The coding region runs from base 50 to 736 and encodes 228 amino acids. Lineage: Eukaryota; Viridiplantae; Streptophyta; Magnoliopsida; Zingiberales; Musaceae. Gene Ontology annotation, molecular function: DNA binding; DNA-binding transcription factor activity. The transcript is spliced from 3 exons.
AUAAAUUCCAAGCUCCAUAUCAUGUCCAUCUAAAUUCUUGAAGGAAGCCAUGAAGGUUCAGCAGCUGAUGUCAGGCUUCUGGGAGCAACUCCCUUCUUCCUCUUCGUCUUCUUCUUCCUCCUCCAUCUCCUCUUUGACGACCGAUAAGUCUAAGCGCCUCCGUCCACUUGCACCGAAGCUCACCUCCACCGCUGCUGCUUCGACCGCCGACACCAGGAACUCUCCUCUCUUGAAAAGCUUCGAUUGCCCGGUGACCUCCAAAAGCACCUCCGGAAACCUUAAUGUCUCACUAUUGCAGUUGCAGAUGCAGUCAGGGGGUACGCGGUGGAACCCGACGCCGGAGCAGAUAGAGGUACUGGAGGCGCUGUACCAGGGUGGCAUGCGAACGCCGAACCCGCCCCAGAUCGAGCGGAUCGCUGCAGAGCUUGGCAAGUACGGUAGGAUCGAGGGCAAGAACGUGUUCUACUGGUUUCAGAACCACAAGGCACGCGAUCGGCAGAAGCUAAAGCGCAGCUCGCUCCUCGCCCUUGCCACCAACACUGCUUCUGAUCUCUCCAGUCUCAAAGAAGAAGAAAUGAGGGAGUGCCAUGACGGCAGCUGCAAGCGCAAGUGCAGGAGCUGGGGCCGCCAUGAGCUGGACGUGGAAGGGAGUGGGCCAGGUGAUCAGACCUUGGAGCUCUUCCCACUGCGCCCAGAAUGGAAGCAUGCAGAUCGAAUAGCAUCUACAGAGAAUUAAGACCACCGUUCUUUCUUUCUUCUUUGAUCGUUAGCUUGGCUGUCUCACUUUGCCCUCAUGUUGAGCCAUGUUUCUUGACUUCCUUUUUUCUCACAGCUUCUUUUGAAGCCCAUAGGAAAGUGGAGCUUCUUUUGUUGCA